CGAGAGUGCAUUCCGAGCCUGACGUUCAUUCAAUAGAGCGGUCCUCCUCGGCGGGCUCUGCUCUGGAAGCCUCCGUCGCUGCUCCACUUGAGGCUGCCUCUUCUCUUCUGCCCUUUCGAGGAGGAGGAGGAGGAGGGAGAGGAAGAAGGGGGGACAUAACCGAGGAUGUUAAAUCAGAGAAUCUUUCCGGGCAUGGUUUUUCUCCUGAUCUUUUUCUGCCACUUCCUAGAAGAUCAAACAGCGCAGGCUGGGAACUGCUGGCUCCGGCAAGCCAGGAACGGCCGGUGCCAGGUCCUCUACAAGAAUGGGCUCAGCAAAGAGGAGUGCUGCAAAACGGGCCGCCUGACCACUUCGUGGACGGAGGAGGAUGUCAGCGACAACGUGCUCUUCAAAUGGAUGAUCUUUAGCGGGGGUGCCCCCAACUGCAUCCCUUGCAAAGAAACCUGCGAGAAUGUGGAUUGUGGGGCUGGGAAGAAAUGUAAAAUGAACAAGAAGAACAAACCCCGUUGUGUCUGUGCUCCGGAUUGCUCUAAUAUCACAUGGAAAGGUCCAGUGUGUGGCUUGGAUGGCAAAACCUAUAAGAAUGAGUGUGCCCUUCUGAAAGCCAGAUGUAAAGAACAACCUGAACUGGAAGUCCAAUAUCAGGGCAAAUGCAAAAAGACUUGCAGGGAUGUUUUAUGCCCAGGCAGCUCCACAUGUGUGGUUGAUCAAAAUAAUAAUGCCAACUGUGUGACAUGUAAUCGAAUUUGCCCAGAGCCUACCUCCCCAGAUCAAUACCUCUGUGGGAAUGAUGGAAUUACAUACGCAAGUGCAUGUCAUCUGAGGAAAGCUACCUGCCUGCUUGGAAGAUCCAUUGGCCUAGCCUACGAAGGAAAAUGUAUCAGACCAGGGGAGAGGGCUGGUGGCACCAAUGUCCCAGAUGGGCUGGUAGCCCAGGAGUCUUGUGCUUCACCCCCAUGCCAGUCUCCUGGGGAGCAGGAGGCCAAAUCUUGUGAAGACAUCCAGUGCAGCACGGGGAAGAAAUGUUUGUGGGAUUUUAAAGUGGGCAGAGGACGGUGUGCGCUUUGUGAUGAGCUAUGCCCUGAAAGCAAAUCAGAUGAGGCUGUCUGUGCCAGCGAUAACACCACUUACCCAAGCGAGUGUGCCAUGAAGGAGGCAGCCUGUUCCCUGGGUGUGCUUUUGGAAGUAAAGCACCCAGGAUCUUGCAACUCCAUUAAUGAAGAUCCUGAGGAAGAUGAAGAAGAGGAUGACCAGGACUACAGCUUUCCUAUAUCUUCCAUUCUAGAGUGGUAAAACUUCCAUCAUUUUUGGAACAGCCAAUUUGGGCAAGAAAUACAAAUGUCCAUACUGUACAUAAGUGUAUGCUUAUUUAUUUGGGGAAGAAAAAAGUAUACAUAUAGUUGAAUCUUGUAGACAUUUAUUUAUACUGUGUCAUGUUUUAUAAUUUAUACAUAAAAAUGUCUGAUUGACCUUUUUUUGAAGAAAUUUAAUCGUUAUGGGAUAAGCAGUGUUAUUUAUUGUGAGGUCACUUGCUUGUACAGUAAAGCUUUUUUUCUUGUAAACUAUAAAUCCAUUCCUUAGAGCUUAACUCCCCUUCCCUUCACAACUCUUAUCUCCUUGUUUCUACCAAUGUUAACUCUGUUCCACUUUAACAAAACUUUGCAUGUCAGUUUCUAUUACAUUUUUAUUUAUUGCAUUUCCUUCUUGCUGGUUCUGUACAUACAUCCAUGAUCCCUCGGGUAUUUGUUUACAAGGAAUCUUGACUGACCAAAAGGCGCUGUAAACUGACUUAACUAUAUAUUCGGGGUGCAAUGAGGCAGUCUUUAAGCAACCUCUUCCCCUUGGUUAUAUUCUUCUUCUGAUUGUAUCAUGUACUGAGGUGAUCUCAAAGUACUGGACAUUUACAUAUACUGUACUAUGAGAAUCCAAACCCAAAGUUUGAAUUAUGAAGGCUAUUAAUAGCUGUGUGGUUAAAUGUAAUGAAAGCAUUUUUAAAAUACAUUGUCACAAAUGUCAAUGUUUUUAUUGGGUCUGUCUCUGGAGAUGGUCCUGCAGUUCCACUUUUUAAAGUUCUUUUCUUUCAAAGUGUUCACAGGUUAUUAUAUCAAAGCUUUAUCAGUUCAAGUUUCUUGCUUUUCAUAAUACUUUUUUUCUGAAGCAAUUUUAUAUUUUCAAACAUGGCGAGUUAAAUAUAAAUUCAUUUAAAUAUAUAGUUUUGUACUUUUCUACCAUGUAAAUGUGCAAUGUAUAUAAAAGUUAUAAUGUGUAUUUGUAAAUAAAUUAUGAGUGAAAAAAAAUAAAAAUGGACUUUUCCCACUACAUAUAAGGGGGAAAUAUAUAUAGGCUUGGUUAUUGGUUGUUUAAUGUGCUUUACAAGAAUGUUUUUUUCUUUUUUAAUGUGGACAGGGUUAAUUUUCAGAUAAUGGGUUCAGAACCUGCAGGAUGUUUUCUCAUGUCCCAGAUAUGGUCUGAAGGUCCAAAGAUGUAGAAGCUUUGCUUAAGCUAAGCACGAAUAUACUUAGCCUAUGUCUAAAUAGAAGACCAGCAGGGACCACCUUGCAUGUUACUUUGGAAUUUCGUGGUCAUGGAAAGAAAGGUAGAAUGUAAGAUUUAAUACACAAACAAAUUUAAAAAGACCUUUCUUUGAUUCAAAAGCAUCAAGAGCCAAUGUUGGAAAGGCUCCAACAAAGAACUGGUUUAGACUAGUCAUGAAUAUGGUGACAUACCUGGUCACCUAAGGUGAGUAGUAACAGAUGCCAUGUGACCAGGAAGCUGAACUUGGAUAAGUGGCCUUUUUGGACCCCACACUGGCCGGGGGGAAAUCUAGGAAUUGCAAUCCCAAAAGUCCCUUUUCCAAGCUCUGCUAGGAAGGGAAGUCUUUAUAAGCGAGAAAAAAAAAACAAUAGUGGUGAUCAUGGUGGUCGGUUUGUUUUUCUCCCAAUAAAAGGAAUGGACUAGUAGACUUAUUUGCAAGGCUACUGUAAAUGUUCUGUUGGUUAAAAAAAUAGACAGAUCUUUGUUGAAUUUUCUUCCUCCUCACUGCGUGCCAGUUUCCUAUAUGAUCUGAAGUCACAUCAGGGGUAAUCAUUGGCAAGGUGGGAAGAAAACUAUAGUAUGUGACAGUACAAAUUUACAUAACAAAUUCCAAUAGAUGAAACUGGUGGAAACCUACCAUGGAGUUCAGCUCCUCUCUGGCAAAAUACAAAUUAAAAUGUACUCCAAACUUGGAGGAACGAAACCCUGAGGAAACAGAACUUGAAAUUCACUAAAGUUAUGAACAUUUUUUUAAAAAGAAAAAGUUCUGAGAAAAUGAUGAAGGGGUCUGACAGAGUUCUUGGUGUUUGAGAGGGUGAUAAACAAGCACACGUUCAGUCAUUUUUACAUACCAUCACUGAUUCAGCCUCAAUCAGUUAGAGCUAAAUUCUGCACUACAACAUUGUAAAUCUUUCUUUUGGAUGUAAAGUCAUUUUUAGAAAUCUAGAAAACUUUAGUCCAACUUCUUUCCAGUGUCUCAUAUUGAGACAUAUGAGAACUAAUGCAGUCAAAUGAUUAGAGUGUUGGACUUAGGACUGAGGAAACCCAGGUUCAAAUCCCCACUCAUCCAUAAAACUCACUGGGUGACCGUGGGCCAGUCACUAUUUCUCAGCCUGACCUACCUCACAGGGUUGUUGUGAGGAUAUGAGUGGGAGGGAUAAGAGCCACGUACAUCACCUUGAGCUUCUUGCCAGGAGGUAUACAUCUGAUAAAUAAAUAAAUAUAUUGUAAUAUUGUUACCACUUGAUUCUCCUUUUCCCCUUAGAUCUUUAAAACCUCAGUGCAGUUACUUGCUUCCUUUGAAUUCUUGGGAAUCCACCCCUAUUCAUCCCUCUCUUGUAAAUCCACACAGUGUUGAUAUAACCAUGUAUUUUGCCUACAUACAAUAAAGCUUUUCUUUGAUGGA
This is a messenger RNA of Sceloporus undulatus (fence lizard), 3940 nucleotides long. It is a transcript of the gene FST, whose product is annotated as follistatin. Bases 166 to 1293 code for a protein of 375 amino acids. NCBI's taxonomy places the organism in Eukaryota, Metazoa, Chordata, Lepidosauria, Squamata, Phrynosomatidae. The record is from RefSeq and is a predicted model, not a curated record. The transcript has 7 exons. Gene Ontology annotation, molecular function: activin binding; protein binding. Gene Ontology annotation, biological process: cell differentiation; multicellular organism development; regulation of BMP signaling pathway.